AUGGACAAAAGAAGUGAGGGCUCUUCGAAAAAACCUGACCCUAACGUUCAAAACGACGAAUUAUAUGAAGACUCUUUAUUAAUCAUAAAAUGGAACCUGGCUGGGUUAGUCUAUAGAAAUAACCAACAUGGAAUUAACGCUAUAAACAUACUUUCUGCAUUAAUUCGUGACCAACCAGGAUGUAUACCAUUUCCAAAUGGCACAUCAUCUGAUUCCGCCUUUUCCUUUGUCAGAACUCCGAAUGGUGAGGCUCACCAAAACUUAUAUUCAUGCAUCAGCCAACUUACAACUAGCACCGCUCAAUGGUGGAGACAUACUCAAGGCAAUCCUGAUGUUGAUCACGUGUAUAUGGUGGGAUGCCAUAAAAAGGGAGAAUUCGUAAUUUCUGAGUUCAACAAUGUGUUCAACGUAUAA
Funneliformis mosseae is the source of this 414-nucleotide messenger RNA. NCBI's taxonomy places the organism in Eukaryota, Fungi, Glomeromycota, Glomeromycetes, Glomerales, Glomeraceae. The record is from the annotation of a GenBank genome assembly.